Messenger RNA from Ectocarpus siliculosus, 1731 nucleotides. The record is from the annotation of a GenBank genome assembly. NCBI's taxonomy places the organism in Eukaryota, Phaeophyceae, Ectocarpales, Ectocarpaceae.
ACUGCAAAUUUUCAAACCCCUGCGACUACUGUGGUUGGUGACAUCAACCACUGCGGGAGGCGGGGCGUGCUACGGCACCUGCCUCGCUCGGUCGCAGUUAACGGCCUUGAAGCAUCAUUCACGGGGUGAGAACCCCAGCUAGGAGUUGACGAGAUCGCUUCUCAACACACCUCUCGGCGGAGAGAGCGCGCCACGGGCAGCAAAGAGGUGUUGGAGAGGGGACAGAGGAGGCAAUUGAAGCUACAGCACCAUGAUACUUGACGCUGGAGUCGUGGUGGGGACAUGCGCCCUUGUGGUGCUUGUGUGGAACCUCGGACGCAUGAAUAACGUCAUGAAGGAGUUGGAAAACCAGUGCUGUGAAGAAGAACGUACCCCCGACACCUUCGAUAUUGAAGCUAAGGGGGGCGGGGAGCUUGUUCUCGUCAAAGACGAAGAAGAUGAUGGGCAAACGACGGAAGAAGCGGAAGAACGCUCGCCGACACCAACCAGACAGGACGUGGCGAUGCUCAAGGCGGCCAUGCGCCGCGAGCACUUGCAGCGCAUGGUGCCAGGUACCCUGACCCCUGACCCGUGGCGAAGCAUCUUCUACGGACGAGGCCGCCCGACAGACGUCGGUCCUUGCAGAAGCCUCUCCAGCAGCGGUCAUAGUAUGGCCGGGUAGGAUGAAGUCAUUGACGAGGUAAUGGUGUGGGUUGUUCUGACGGACCGUUGUAUGCCCCAACGGCAGGAUUGAGGAGUGGGGAAGGACAAGCUGAUUGGACGAAGAGAGAGAGAGGGGGAGGUGAAAUGUGGGGAUGGUUCUUUGGCUCAUGCGUCGAGCGAGGUACCGUCAUCAUCGUGGUGUACGGUUUUCACCAUGGCAUGUGAGAAUCUGUGUGAAUAAGUUGUGAAGGGUUCAAGUUGAAGCAACAGCGGACGAGGGCUUGUACUAUAGCUGUAGCAAUACUUGUCGGGGACUUGUGAUCUAUCAAUCAAGCGUUUGUCUGUACCAACACUCUCGGCGGACUCCUACUGUUACCGAAACUACUGCAUCGUAAUAUAGUGAACUUGUGGUACGAGGCUCCAGCCCUUGGUGUAAAUGCAGGUGUGCUCGAGUCUGUCUCCCUUGGGAGGGCUCGCGUGAGAAAAGUUUGGAAAAGUUUAUCAUCCAUCUCGCGGGACGCUUUCGGUUCCAUUUUUCGUAUUCCGUCGAAACUUGGACUCCUUAAUGCGUCAGGCGGCUUAGGCUGCGGAAAGGGAGCCUGUCGGCAAGAAACGGCCAUUGUGAUUUGUAAAGUACUGAUGUGAAUAUGUUUCUGUUAUUGUUGAUGUUGUUCUGUGCCCAAGCGUCGUCGCCUCUAGAGUAGACAAGAGGGCGGCUGGUUCAUGCCGAGGAGGGAUUUCCCCUCCAGUGACAGGUUCCGAGUGAUUGGCUGCAUAUGGGAUGGCCCAGCCAGUGUUUUGGGUUUUAACUUUCGCGGCAGAGGCCCUCCGCGCUGGUGAGAGCCAAUUGCAGGUAGCGUGGAUGCUAUGAGUGCAGCAGUCUGUCAUUACUUCCAAUGUGUACAUUUUUGUAUAUAUAUUCACGGUAGCCACCGGACUCUACCGCAGAAAGCUUAAGUCAGCACGCGCCGAAGAGACUGAAUUGUCCCUAAGGGACAAGAGGGAGAGCUGCCCAGCAACGUGCCCGGCGGAUAUCUGUUGGCUGGUUCGUGGUGAUGUUCAGAAGAAGCAAGCAAGUGUUUAUAUCAU